AAUAAUAACAAACGCAAAUAAAAGUCUCGCGAAAAUCUUUGCUCUUGAAAAUCUCGCGUUACAUUCAAAAGUAAAUUUGCGGAAUUUUUCUGUCACAGUAAAAAUCUGAAGGUGAAUGUUAAACUACGCGAGAAAUUAUGUGUGGGGAACAAACCAAUUAUGCUGCCUCAGAAAUGGAAUUGUCACGCGAUUCAUUACGACACAAGAAGUUGCAACAGCUUUGAGACCUUUUUACUUUGUCGUUCAUCCAGAUUUGUUUGGAAAGUUUCCCGAACAAAGAAGCACAAAUGAAGACUCGCUACAAAGGUUAAGUGCUCAUUUAGAAGCUCUAACAAAACAUCGACUGCUUGAUACAACCCCAAAAACGCUUCCAUUCUACGUUCGUGCUCAAAAUACAGAAAAUACUCUCGUGAAUGUCCCGUUGGAACGAACUCUCGACACGAAAAAGGUCAUAAAAGGGAUUUUGGAAGCUUGUAAACUCGCAACUGAUCAAGUCGACAAACUCCAAACGGAUUUCGAGAGUAUCUAUUAUGCUCAGGAAGCACAACGUUCAAAGAAAUCCCGAAAAAACACAAGCGGCUUUGAGAAAUAUGACGAAUUCUAUGGGACAGGAGAUGAAUUUCAGUUUUUUUGGUAUCAAGCAUCGAAGAAACGCGAAGAAACAACACUUUUGCCAUGGAUACGAAAAAAUCGUAUUGAAGCAAUUAAACGGUCUGAUGCAAAAAUGCUCCUAACUGUCGAAGUAAACAAAUUACGAGACGAACUAAGUGAUCGACUAAAGCUAAAAAAUCUCAUUUACGAUUGCGGAUGGAAUUUAGAACAUUUUCGAGGAUGUCUGAAAGCACUUGAACGACUCCAUGAACUUCAUUCAUCCGAAAUGCACAAUCUCACGGGACGAACAGUUGUUUUUGCGAGUUUCACAGGCGUGAGUUUGGAAGGUAAUGUGAUGCUUUUUACGGGUGAUGUGCCAACAAAUUGGCUCGAGUUGAUCAAAAAUCUUCCGAAACACGAUAUGUACCUGAUGAAAAUCCCCGCUUAUGAAUAUGCUUUGUCGCAAGUUUUGUUGAAGAUACGCGUUGCGAGAAGGAAAUUCAUGCCAAAAGCACAAGCGAAUGCUUAUACGAGUCAUUUGAGGAAAGUUACGACAAGUUUGUUGGAUUACUUGAGUAUGAGAAAAUAUCCGAAAACGUGGCCUGAAACACUCGAAGAUUACGAAUUGGUUGUCGAAUCAGAAGCAGGACCUUUAAUGAUAUCGCCAACGGGACAAAUUGUUGUUCCUGCAACGCAUCCGGGAUCGUUACUCGUUGAUUUUAUCACAAAUCAUUUGGAUGAGGCAAAACAAAAGCAACUUGUCUAUCAAAGUAAUAAACAUCUUGAACGUGAUUUGGAAGAAAAAUGCAUCCAAAACAUGCGUUUGUUAUCUCUCACAAAAGAUGACUCCGUAACGCCUGACAAAAUGAUAGAGUGCCUUACACGUUUGCUCGAACUCGACCCAGAUAACGUCAAUUUAACGAAUGUUCAUCUCCAUAUCACGAAUUACUUCUCCGUACUCGCAGAUGGCACAGUUUGUAUCCCCUUCGACUUCAAAAUGUAGUAUUUUUCUUAAAAGUUCC
Messenger RNA from Culicoides brevitarsis, 1613 nucleotides. Its product is annotated as T-cell activation inhibitor, mitochondrial. Gene Ontology annotation, cellular component: mitochondrion. NCBI's taxonomy places the organism in Eukaryota, Metazoa, Arthropoda, Insecta, Diptera, Ceratopogonidae. The coding region runs from base 116 to 1594 and encodes 492 amino acids. The transcript is spliced from 5 exons. The record is from RefSeq and is a predicted model, not a curated record.